AUGUUGGCCUCACGACAGCUCCUGGGCUCUGUGGCCCGGAGCCGCACUGCUGCCAGUGCCAGUCUGGGACUGCGCAGGAUGGCGACAGUCUCCGACUCUCCUCUUGACCGCAAGGCCGAAAGGGUCACUGACUCGCCGGAACAGGUCAAGCAGAAUAUCCACGAGGAGGGUAACUUCAUCAACUACAAGAAGAUGUCCGAGAACCUGGCCGUCGUGCGGUCUCGUCUCAACCGCCCCCUCGCCUACGCCGAGAAGAUUCUUUACUCCCAUCUCGACAACCCCCACGAGCAGGAGAUUGAGCGUGGUGUGUCGUACCUAAAGCUUCGCCCUGACCGCGUUGCUUGCCAGGAUGCCACUGCUCAGAUGGCGAUUCUUCAGUUUAUGUCUGCCGGCAUGCCUUCCGUUGCGAACCCCACCACUGUCCACUGUGACCACUUGAUUGAGGCUCAGAUUGGCGGUGCGAAGGACUUGGAGCGUGCUGUCGGUAUCAACAAGGAGGUUUAUGACUUCCUCGCCUCUGCUUGCGCUAAAUACAACAUCGGCUUCUGGAAGCCCGGUUCUGGUAUCAUCCACCAGAUCGUCCUUGAGAACUAUGCUUUCCCUGGUGGUCUUCUUAUCGGAACGGAUUCCCACACCCCCAAUGCCGGUGGUCUUGGCAUGUGCGCCAUCGGUGUCGGUGGUGCUGAUGCUGUCGACGUCAUGGCCAACCUCCCGUGGGAGCUCAAGGCACCGAAGGUCAUCGGUGUCAAGCUCACUGGCCAGAUGUCCGGUUGGGUUACUCCUAAGGACAUUAUCCUCAAGGUCGCCGGCAUCUUGACUGUCAAGGGUGGUACCGGUGCCAUCGUCGAAUACCACGGCCCUGGUGUUGAGGGUAUCUCUGCCACCGGCAUGGGUACUAUCUGCAACAUGGGUGCUGAGAUCGGCGCCACCACCUCCUUGUUCCCCUUCAACGACCGCAUGCACCAGUACCUCUCCGCCACCAAGCGCAAGGAUAUUGGAGACUUCGCCCGCACCUACGCCAAGGAGCUCCGCGAAGACGAGGGCGUCGAGUACGAUCAGCUCAUCGAGAUCAACCUGUCGGAGCUCGAGCCCCACAUCAACGGUCCUUUCACUCCUGAUCUGGCUACCCCCAUCUCUAAGUUCAGCGAGGCCGUCAAGGCCAACAACUGGCCCGAGGAGCUCAAGGUCGGUCUCAUCGGUUCCUGCACCAACUCCUCUUAUGAGGACAUGAACCGCUCUGCCUCAAUCGCUCGUGACGCUCUUGACCACGGCCUUAAGUCCAAGGCCAUCUUCACCAUCACUCCCGGUUCCGAGCAAAUUCGUGCCACCAUCGAGCGUGACGGUCAGCUCCAGACCUUCGAGGAGUACGGUGGAACCGUCCUCGCCAACGCCUGUGGUCCCUGCAUCGGUCAGUGGGAUCGCCAGGACGUCAAGAAGGGCACCCCCAACUCCAUCAUCUCUUCCUACAACCGCAACUUCACCGGCCGUAACGAUGGCAACCCGGCCACUCACUCGUUUGUCGCCUCGCCCGAUCUGGUCGUCGCCAUGACGGUUGCCGGCAGCCUGCACUUUAACCCUCUCAAGGACACCCUCAAGGACAAGGACGGCAAGGAAUUCAUGCUCAAGCCCCCCAGCGGUGAGGGUCUCCCCAGCCGCGGAUACGACCCGGGCCAGAACACCUACCAGGCCCCUCCCGCCGACCGCAGCACCGUCAACGUGCAGGUCUCUCCUUCUUCCGACCGUCUUCAGAUUCUGUCUCCCUUCGAGGCUUGGGACGGCAAGGAUGUUAAGGACAUCCCCAUCCUCAUCAAGGCCAAGGGCAAGACUACCACUGACCACAUCUCUAUGGCCGGUCCCUGGUUGAAGUACCGUGGCCACUUGGACAACAUCUCCAACAACAUGCUUAUUGGUGCCAUCAACGAGGCUAACGGCGAGGCCAACAAGGUCAAGAACUUCACCACUGGUGAGUGGGACGCAGUUCCCGCCGUUGCCCGUGACUACAAGGCCAAGGGCAUCAAGUGGGUCGUUAUCGGUGACUGGAACUACGGCGAAGGCUCUUCCCGUGAGCACGCCGCUCUCGAGCCUCGUCACUUGGGUGGUCUUGCCAUUAUCACCCGCUCGUUCGCCCGUAUCCACGAGACCAACCUCAAGAAGCAGGGCAUGCUUCCCCUUACUUUCUCCGACCCCGCCGACUACGACAAGAUCAAGCCCGAAGACAAGGUCGACAUCCUUGCCACCGAGCUUGAGGUCGGUAAGCCCCUGACCAUGGUCGUCCACCCCAAGGAUGGCGAGGCCUUCGAGGUUAAGCUUUCGCACACCUUCAACGCCCCCCAGAUCGAGUGGUUCAAGAACGGCAGCGCUCUUAACACUAUGGCCAAGUCCGCUGGCAAGUCAUAA
Molecule: messenger RNA, 2397 nt
Organism: Colletotrichum higginsianum IMI 349063
Lineage: Eukaryota; Fungi; Ascomycota; Sordariomycetes; Glomerellales; Glomerellaceae
Product: Aconitate hydratase, mitochondrial
Exons: 3
Coding region: 1-2397 (798 amino acids)
Biological process (GO): tricarboxylic acid cycle
Cellular component (GO): cytosol; mitochondrion
Molecular function (GO): 4 iron, 4 sulfur cluster binding; aconitate hydratase activity
Source: RefSeq, a predicted model, not a curated record